AUGGCGGCGCGCGCGCGCGCGAGCGACGCGAACGCGGACGCGGACGCGAACGGCGAGGCCGUUUGGCUCGAGCGCGUCGUCGCGCGCGGCGUGCGACGCGCGCGCGACGCGAGCGGACGCGCGCGCGAGCCGAGACUGCGGGACGUGUGCGCGGCGGUGGACGAGGAGGUCAGGCGGGCGCGAGGGGCGGACGCGGCGGCGCGAGGGCGCGCGAGGGCGAUGGCGUUCGCGCUCGGGCUGGACGUCGAGACGACGUGGGAGGAAAAGGCGGCGGCGUUGGAGCGCGGCGCGGCGCGGGGGGAGGCGAGGGGGGCGGGCGAAUCGGCGACGACGCGCGAGAUGAGCUCGAUCGAGGCGCUGGUGGCGGUGGACGACGAGGCGUAUUUGGAGACGACGGUGGGCGACGGCGCGCGAGUCGCGACGCCGACGGGAGCGGAUUCGGAAGGCGCCACGCUCGACGACGACGAGAGCGAGCUCAUCGCUCGAGCGUUGUGCGAAAUGAACGCCAUUAAGCGCGCGUUCGCGGCGUGGAGACGCGAGGCGGUGAAGGAAAAGUAUCGGCGAGCGAGAGAACGCGAAAUCGAGUCGUUGUGCGCUUUCUCCACCGGCCGCCGCGCGCGCAAGAUGGCUCUGGCGGCGAUUGGCGCGUGGCGCACGAAUGCGCGCAAACGUGUGCGAUUGCGCGCGUUCGCGGCGAAGCGCGCUCGACGCGAGCUCGCGACCACGGGCCGAGCGGUCGCUCGCGCGUGGGCGCGAAUCGCGCGAGACGACGCGGCGAGACGACUCGAAGCCUUCAGGCAGACUCAAACGCGACGAAACCGUCGAGCGAUGCUCGCGGCGUUUAACGCGUGGCGUUCGCGCGCGAGAGCGCGCGUUGCGCGCGAGAGCGCGGACGUGUGGCGACGAAUCAAACUCGAGUCGACGGCGCUGGAUACUUGGUCUGCGGUCGCGCGGGCGUGGAAAUCUGAGCGACGCGCGAUCGAUGCCGCACGUCUCGCUCGCCAGCGCUACGUCAAACGGUCGGUCACGCGUGUGUGGCGUGUAAGAGUCAUUCACGCCGAACGUCGCGCCGAACGUGCCGUCGUCGCGGUAAAAUUUUCGCGUUGGCGUCGACGAGUGCGAGACGAGAGACGAGAGCGCGAGCGCAUGCGAUUCGCUUCAAGCUACGACGACGCGCGUGUCACGGUCGGCGCCUUUGCGCGGUGGUGUGCGGUCGUCUGGGCCGCGAAAGAGCACCGAGCCGAGCUGGCGCGUGCGGCAAAAUUUCAUCGCCUGUCGCUCGCGGCGAGCGCGUUUUACGCCUGGCGAGCGGCGACGAGUCAAGCGAAACGAGAGAACAGGUCACUAAAAACACGCGUAUUCGCGCAUUGGAGAUCAAUGAAGGAACACGCGUCACAACUGAACGCGCGCGCGACGUUUUACCGCGAUUCACAAGCGAUCACGUUCAGCGACAAGUAUCUGGACGCGAAUUGCUUUGCGAUGUGGCGCUCCUUCGUCUUCGCGCAGCGACGACGAUACGCCGCAAUGGAACUCGCAGAUACGUGGCGCGUGAAACGCGCAUUCGCGCCGUGGCGCGCUCGCAUCGGCGCGGCGCAUUUCAGCGACGACGUCGAAAACACCGCGCCCCCCGUCGCCGUCGGCGAAAUCGAGUGGCAACGUUUUUAA
Messenger RNA from Ostreococcus lucimarinus CCE9901, 1665 nucleotides. RefSeq lists its product with no specific name. The record is from RefSeq and is a predicted model, not a curated record. Bases 1 to 1665 code for a protein of 554 amino acids. The transcript has a single exon. NCBI's taxonomy places the organism in Eukaryota, Viridiplantae, Chlorophyta, Mamiellophyceae, Mamiellales, Bathycoccaceae.